This is a messenger RNA of Phragmites australis (common reed), 1631 nucleotides long. RefSeq lists its product as uncharacterized. The coding region runs from base 181 to 1194 and encodes 337 amino acids. NCBI's taxonomy places the organism in Eukaryota, Viridiplantae, Streptophyta, Magnoliopsida, Poales, Poaceae. The transcript is spliced from 9 exons. The record is from RefSeq and is a predicted model, not a curated record.
CAUGCACGCUCACCGCUACUGCUCCACGAUCUCGUGUCUUCCUGCAUCGAUGCAUGCACGCAUGUCCUGUUAAUCCGAUAAAGCCCCUCUGUUGAGUUCUGAUUCCUUUCUGAAUCACCGGGGAGGACCUGUUCAUCAGUGCAUUGCGAGGAGGUUGGAACACCUGCGCAAGAAGAAAAGAUGCAGGAUGCGUCGUCUCCUCUCCCGGCGCUGAGCAACGGCUACCAGCCUCUCCCGUCGCUCUACCUGGGGUUCUUGGCCAUAUGGGCGGCCUCCGGCUUCUCAUGGGCCUUCAGCUCCUGGAGAAACCGGCAUUUCCAGGCGAAUAACCUUCAGUGGAUCCUGGCUCUGGUCCCAUUGAUCAAAGCUCUCCAAAUGGCACUCUCGUUUCUGUUCUGGUACUCGUGCGUACACCUUCAGACAUGCUCGCUGUGGAUGUCGUUCGGCGCGUACGUGACGGGGAUCCUCUUCCAGACGGCCUCCUUCGUCUCGUUCAUGCUCAUCUCACACGGUUACUGCAUCAUGUGCGAGCGCCUGUCGAUCCGGGAGAGGCGAACGACGGCCGUUCUGGGGUGUCUGCUGUACCUGAGCCUCAUCGGCUACAAGGCUGCGGUCCCUUAUUUCACAGUCUUUCUUCUGAUAAACUAUUUCGCGUCAUUUUACAUCAUAUUCCGGCGCACAUCCCAGAAUCUGAUAGUCCUACAGGAGCAGCUCAGCUUCAUAGAGGAAGAAGGCAUCCAUUCAUUGCACGUGACACUGAACACAAAGUACACAAUGUUCAAGAGAUUUCAGGGCACUAUGCAGGUAGCCGCAGUGGCAUUCAUCAUGGUGUACAUGAGGGCUGAUGAUACACCGGAUAACUACUGGUUUCGCGUGUUGGUGCGUGAAUGGGUGCAGUUCUGCAUCUUCAUGUACAUUGGGUGGAACUUCAGAAUCCCUGAAGCAUCGCUUCAUCUGCCGGUAAUACCCCUUAUGAAAUCAGCCUGGGAGAUCGCCAUGCCUCCUAUUUACAGUGUGGAAAUGGACGCAGCAGAUUUCAAAGGCCUCGUCUCGGACCAGUGGCAUGUCGGAGUGCGGACUGGUUCAGGUUGCUCUGCGCAACCAUUGCUGGUGCUGGUUCAGAAUCCUAGCCGGACGGUUUCUCCUGCCGGUGGAUCUUCGAAGUUUCAGCUGGACAAGGACAACCAGGUGUAGUUCUGAAACCGAGAUUCAGAAGAUCACAUCGACCAACUGGCUCAUUACAAAGUUGACGCAAAACAGUUGAGUUGGACAGAGAAAUACUUGCUAGUAUUUCCUAGGAAAGAGUCGACGAUUUCCAUGGACUGACAAUCAGAGAUUCACUUCUUCGACAAUGAACCACCUCUUUCCAUCUCAGAGUUCUGUUUUUUUUUAAAUCCCGAAUGACAGGAAAAUGUACAUAUAUAGAAAAGGAGAGCAUAUGGAUUAUACUGGAUCAACAGCAAUCUCAUCUGCCAGACAGCGCUGAAUGAAGUCUAGUUUGUCAAUGCAAAACUAGAGACUGAAAAUUGUGUUGUGUGAAUGAAUGAAGGUUGUAUUCCUGCGACAAUGCAAAAAUCAGUUCAGAACCGCGGACGCUCUAUUUUUAUGUUCAUGGACUUGUCAUGUUAUAA